AUGCCUGCAGACUCAACCGCUGCUCGCCCCGGUCGUCGUCUCUUCCCUGUUGCCAUAGACGAAAUCGCUGAGAAUGACCCGGCCAGAACAUGGGCUUCGAUUCCCCUGUCAUCCACUCUGUCCCAUGGGUAUCGGGACAUCUCCUUUCGCGCUUUCGCAAAUGCAAUCAACCGUGCUGCAUGCUUCAUCAAGACCACCUUUGGCCCCGCCGCCCAUUUCCCAACUCUAGCUUAUGUCGGCAAAUCCGACAUGAGAUAUCACAUAUUGUCCAUGGCAGCUGCCAAAACUGGCUACCAGAUUCUGUUUUCGUCUCACAUCAACAGCCUCGCUGCCCAUUUGAAUCUGCUCCAGCUAUGCGACUGUCAUCUUUUCUUAUCUGCAGAAGGCGUGGAUGUGUCGGACAUAUUAGCUGCUCGGUCCAUGAACCAUGCUGUCUGCCCGGAGUUGGAUGAACUACUGGACCCUACUCCCGCAGAAAGAUACCCAAUGGCCAAAACGUUCGACCAAGCCGCUCAAGAUACUUUCUUGAUCUUGCACAGUUCAGGCACGACUGGCCUCCCAAAGCCUAUACGCAUCACCCAUGCGCAGAUGGCCGCCAAUGACCAGAUUACUCAGUUGCCCGAGGAGUGUCAGUGUGGAGGCCCGGGCUUUCGCAGGAUCAACCCUCUGAACGCUACAGCCGGAAGACUGAUUGUGCCAUUUGCUCCCUUUCAUGUUAUCAGUGCCAUAAUCCUGAUGUGUUUUACUGUCUUUGGCAAGACCACGUAUGUUUUCGGACCUUCGGACCGGAGUAUGAAUGCAACAGACUUGCUCGACGCCAUUUUGUAUGGUAAGGGGGACUGCAUCUUCUGCGCUCCCGCAGUGCUAGAGAAAUAUGCCUCUUCGGAUCAAGAUCUCGCAAGGCUAAGCUCAUUAUCUAGUAUCACGUAUGGCGGUGGUAAGGCCGUCCACUUUAAGUCAACCACCGUCUUCCGCGGUAGCAUUCGUUUCAAGGAUCCAACGGCCGCAUCCCGUCAAACCGUCUUUCAAACCUUCCCACACCUAAACGAGUACGCGACGGGCGAUCUCUUCGCCCCUCACCCGAGUCGGCCCUGCACGUGGAAAUUCGCGGGUCGUGUUGAUGACUUGAUCCUCUUCGGCCACGGCAUCAAAUUUCACCCGGCCGGCAUUGAGGGGAAGAUCCAACACGGCCACGAUCGGGUCCAGGACGUGCUGCUGUGGGGAGACGGGCACCAGCAAGCGAUUGCAUUGAUUGAGCUGACUGAAGAGGGUCUGAGGGAUAUGGAACGGGGAGGAGCGGACGCGGCGCGGCUACGGAGUGAAAUAGAGCUCUUGAUCGACCAGGUCAACGUUGAAGCGCCUGUGAUUGCGAAGCUCACCAAGACGCAUGUUGUCUUCGCCGCGAGGGAGAAACCCCUUCCUCGUACGUCAAAGGGCAGUUUACGCCGCAGGGAAGCAGCCAGAGUCUACCAGGCCGAGAUUGACGAGGUGUAUCGAGAGCAUGGUGAUCAGAUGGGGAGCAUGAUGUCAAGAGUGCACUAA
Molecule: messenger RNA, 1542 nt
Organism: Cladophialophora psammophila CBS 110553
Lineage: Eukaryota; Fungi; Ascomycota; Eurotiomycetes; Chaetothyriales; Herpotrichiellaceae
Exons: 3
Coding region: 1-1542 (513 amino acids)
Source: RefSeq, a predicted model, not a curated record